This is a messenger RNA of Sebastes umbrosus (honeycomb rockfish), 1287 nucleotides long. RefSeq names its product interferon-induced protein with tetratricopeptide repeats 1-like. The record is from RefSeq and is a predicted model, not a curated record. Gene Ontology annotation, biological process: defense response to virus. Lineage: Eukaryota; Metazoa; Chordata; Actinopteri; Perciformes; Sebastidae. Gene Ontology annotation, molecular function: protein binding. Gene Ontology annotation, cellular component: cytosol. The transcript has a single exon. The coding region runs from base 1 to 1287 and encodes 428 amino acids.
AUGGAGUCCAAACUGGAGGCCCUGCAGUGCCACUUCAACUGGGAUCUGGACCCCAGCAGGUCCAAACUUCUCUGUCUCAGGGACAAGCUGGAGGACAUCGGCACCGAAGAGGGAUACAGCUGGCUGGGUCACAUUUACAACCUGCAGGGGUUCAUCCACUACCAGCUGGGGCUCACCGAUGACGCCUGCCGUUUCUUCAGCAGGGCCGCAGAGGCCUUCCGCCAGAUGAGAAACACCGUUUCAGAUGAGGGUCCCUGGUUAGUGGUGAACCACGGGAACCUGGCUUGGCUGCACUAUCACAAGGGAGACAAAGCAGAGAGUGACGCACACCUGUCAAAGGUCGACGCCCUGAUGAACGAAUACCCAUCUCCAUCCCAGGACGAGCUCCAUCCGGAGAUCUGCGCUGAAAAAGCCUGGACCCUGAUGAAGUUCAGCGCAGACAAAAUGCUGCUGGCUGCAGAUUACUUCCAGAGAGCCAUCAGGAUGCAGCCGGACAUGGUGGAGUGGCACACUAGCCACGUCAUAGGGUUAGAGAACGCUCUGAGGCACAUUGACAAAAAGCUGGAGGCAGACAUCUUUGAGAAAAUGAAAAUCGCCAAAGAACACGAUCCAAAGAACUUGUACCUCACUGCUCUGUACCUUGAGGCAUGUGCUAAGAAAGGGAAAAAAAUUGAAAGUGAUGCACGUGAGCUGGCCAGAAGGGUUUUAAGGAAACCCAUCAGCAGCUACAGUGGUAUCAAACCAUUACUAAGGCUGUACAGAAUCCAUGUAUCCAUGGAUGAGGCCAUUGAUUUGGCAGAGGAGGUUCUGGAAAGACAUCCAGAUGAGCGUUAUCUGAAGAGGUGUGCUGCAAUCUGCUACAAGAAGAGGAUCUUUUUACACAGGGACAAUCCCCUGGAGCACGGCAUGAUCGACAGAGCAAUCAGUCUCCACAGGGAAGUGAUUACUCUUUACCCUCUCUCUUCACUUACAAGAAAAAUAUCUCUCGCAAACAUAUACGCACAGGACAAUCGCCAAGAUGAAGCUGACCAGAUAUACGAGGAGCUGCUGGAAAGCGAUCUGGAUGCUGAAGGGGCACAGAUGCUUUACAACUACUAUGCAAAAUAUGUGCAUUUCAUGCGAAAGGAGAGCUACAAGUCGAUAGAAUAUCACAUGAGGGCAGCAGCGAUACCACAACAAUCUUCCUGGCGAAAGGACAGCAUCAGAACUCUGGAGAGGAUUAGAGGAAGAAACAGAAACCGAAUGUGUGGAGAAAUAGACGAGUGUCUGAGUAACUUGCAAAACUAA